This is a messenger RNA of Anguilla anguilla (European eel), 4688 nucleotides long. RefSeq names its product ubiquitin-like modifier-activating enzyme 1. Bases 298 to 3471 code for a protein of 1057 amino acids. The transcript has 26 exons. NCBI's taxonomy places the organism in Eukaryota, Metazoa, Chordata, Actinopteri, Anguilliformes, Anguillidae. Gene Ontology annotation, biological process: protein sumoylation. Gene Ontology annotation, cellular component: cytoplasm; SUMO activating enzyme complex. The record is from RefSeq and is a predicted model, not a curated record. Gene Ontology annotation, molecular function: SUMO activating enzyme activity.
UGUUUCUACAUUGCUCUUUUCUGAUUUCCGUACAACGCGCGCUGGCAGAGAAGUGAGGGGGCCAGCUAGCUAUCUGGUAGUUGUGCUGGGAAUAGCCGGGUAGUGUUUAUCAAUUACUGUGGAUAUAGUCACCUAUAUCCCACUGCCUUGACAAAUCGAGCUGGCUAACAAGCUAACCUCUACGCACCAGGGAGAUCAAAUAGCUUAUCUAGCUUAUUCUUUGACGUUGUUUUUUCUUUCUGGGGUAAAUACAUUAUUUUUGAUACCGCGGACCGGGCCUGAGUAACAUCGGAUGUGAUGUCCAGCUCCCCGCUGUCCAAGAAGCGUCGCGUGUCAGGAUCCGAGACCAAGACGGUGCCACACUGCUCCUCCUCCUACUCUGUCAGAAGUCAACCGACCCACACUCCUGAGAACGGCAUGGCUAACAAUGGUAACGAAGCGGAGAUCGAUGAAGGCCUCUACUCCCGGCAGCUCUACGUGCUCGGACACGACGCCAUGAAGCGCAUGCAGAACUCCAACGUGCUGAUCUCGGGCAUGCGGGGCCUGGGCGUGGAGAUCGCCAAGAACGUCAUACUGGGCGGCGUGAAGUCCGUGACCGUCCACGACCAGGGCGCCGCCGAGUGGAGGGACCUCUCCUCGCAGUUCUACCUGCGCGAGGGGGACCUGGGACAGAACCGGGCCGAAGUGAGCCAGCCGCGCCUCGCCGAGCUCAACAGCUACGUGCCGGUGACCGCCUACACCGGGCCGCUCACCGACGACUUCCUGUCCGCCUUCCAGGUCGUGGUUCUGACCAACUCCGGCCUGGAGGAGCAGCUGCGCAUUGGAGAGCAGUGCCACAGCAAAGGCGUCAAGCUGGUCGUCGCGGACACGCGGGGCCUCUUCGGGCAGCUGUUCUGUGAUUUUGGGGACAUGGUCGUGUACGACACCAACGGUGAGCAGCCCCUCAGUACCAUGGUCUCCAUGGUCACCAAGGAUAGCGUGGGUGUGGUGACGUGCCUGGACGAGGCUCGGCACGGGUUCGAGAGCGGUGAUCACGUGACUUUCAGUGAGGUGCAGGGCAUGACCGAGCUGAACGGCUGCAAGCCCAAAGAGAUCAAAGUUCUGGGUCCCUACACCUUCAGUAUCGGCGACACCAGCGAGCUCUCGCAGUAUGUGAGAGGAGGCAUCGUCUCCCAGGUCAAGAUGCCCAAGGAGAUGAGCUUUAAAUCCUUGUCGGCCUCCAUGUCGGCUCCCGAGUUUGUGCUGACGGACUUCGCCAAGUUUGAGCGACCGGGCCAGCUGCACGUAGGAUUCCAGGCCCUGCACGCCUUCCAGGACAAACAUGGCCGCCUCCCCAAGCCCUGGAACCAGGCGGACGCAGAUGAGCUGGUGGGCCUGUCCAACACAGUAAAUGCCUCUCAGUCAGACGGGGCCAAACUGGAGCAGCUGGAUGAAGGUCUGCUGAGGAAGCUAGCCUACCUGGCCGCAGGUGAUCUAGCCCCAGUCAAUGCCUUCAUUGGGGGCCUGGCUGCGCAGGAGGUCAUGAAGGCCUGCACAGGGAAGUUCAUGCCCAUCGUGCAGUGGCUGUAUUUUGAUGCGCUGGAGUGUCUGCCCGAGGCUGACGGUGCGACGCUGUCUGAGGAGGAGUGCGCCCCUAGGAACGGUCGCUAUGACGGCCAGAUUGCCGUGUUUGGUACCAGGCUGCAGGACGAGCUGGCCAAGCAGAGAUACUUCCUGGUGGGAGCGGGUGCCAUUGGCUGCGAGUUGCUGAAGAACUUUGCUAUGAUUGGCUUGGCCAGCGGCGAGGGCGAGGUCAUCGUCACCGACAUGGACACCAUAGAGAAGUCCAACCUGAACCGGCAGUUCCUCUUCCGUCCCUCAGACGUAACGAGGAUGAAAAGUGAAACUGCAGCAGCUGCAGUCCGGCAGAUGAAUCCGUCCAUCCGCAUCACCGGCCACCAGAACCGGGUCGGACCCGACACCGAGAAGGUCUACGAUGACGAGUUUCUGGAGGGGCUGCACGGUGUCGCCAAUGCCCUGGACAACGUCGAUGCGCGUAUGUACAUGGACCGCAGGUGUGUGUACUACCGGAAGCCGCUGCUGGAGUCGGGCACGCUGGGCACUAAGGGCAACGUGCAGGUGGUCAUCCCCUUCCUCACAGAGUCCUACAGCUCCAGCCAGGACCCCCCGGAGAAGUCCAUCCCCAUCUGCACCCUCAAGAACUUCCCCAACGCCAUCGAGCACACGCUGCAGUGGGCUCGUGACGAGUUUGAGGGUCUGUUUAAGCAGCCAGCGGAGAACGCCAUGCAGUACCUGACAGACCCCAAGUUCAUGGAGCGGACGCUGAAGCUGCCGGGGGCCCAGCCGCUGGAGGUGCUGGAGGCGGUGCACCGCAGCCUGGUGGUGGAGAGGCCGCGGGACUGGGCCGACUGCGUGGCCUGGGCCCGCAACCACUGGCAGUGCCAGUACAGCAACAACAUCCGGCAGCUGCUGCACAACUUCCCGCCCGAACAGCUUACCAGUUCUGGUGCCCCCUUCUGGUCAGGUCCGAAGAGAUGUCCCCAUCCUCUGGAGUUCAGCACCAGCAAUGACCUGCACAUGGACUACGUCCUGUCCGCGGCCAGCCUGUUCGCCCAGACGUACGGCAUCUCCCCGUGCCGCGACCGGGCGGCCCUGGCGCGCCUGCUCAACGAGGUGGACGUGCCCGUCUUCACGCCCCGCUCCGGCGUCAAGAUCCACGUGUCCGACCAGGAGCUGCAGAGCGCCAACGCGUCCGUGGACGACUCCCGCCUGGAGGAGCUGAAAUCCCAGCUGCCCAGCACGGAGGCGGCCACCCAGAUCAGACUCUUCCCCGCUGAGUUUGAGAAGGACGACGACACAAACUUCCACAUGGACUUCAUUGUGGCAGCGUCCAAUCUCAGAGCAGAGAACUACGACAUCCCACCUGCUGACCGGCACAAGAGCAAACUGAUCGCCGGAAAGAUCAUCCCGGCCAUCGCCACGACGACGGCGGCGGUGGUGGGCCUGGUGUGCCUGGAGCUCCUGAAGCUGGUGCAGGGGCACCGCCGGCUGGAGUCCUACAAGAACGGCUUCAUGAACCUGGCCCUGCCCUUCUUCGCCUUCUCCGAGCCAAUCGCCGCGCCCAAACACAAGUAUUACGAGACGGAGUGGACGUUAUGGGACCGUUUCGAGGUGAGGGGGGUCCAGCCCAGCGGGGAGGAGAUGACGCUCCGGCAGUUCCUGGAUUACUUUAAGAACGAACACAAGCUGGAGAUCACCAUGCUGUCGCAGGGCGUGUCCAUGCUCUAUUCUUUCUUCAUGCCGGCUGCCAAACUCAAGGAAAGGCUGGAGAUGCCGAUGACGGAAAUCGUGACCAAAGUUUCCAAGAAGAAGCUGGGGAAGCACAUCGGCGCUCUUGUGUUUGAGCUGUGCUGUAACGACGACACUGACGAGGACGUGGAGGUGCCCUACGUCAGAUACACCAUUCGCUGAGACGGCCGGGGGGCGGGGCAGGGGGGGGCGGGGCUGGGUCGGGCGUGCCUUUCACCGAGUCGGCCGAUGGGAGGGGGGGUGCGGACCGAGUGGGAGGGCUGAGGCGUGGGUGGGGAGGUGGGCCUUUUGAAAGAAAAGGGAGCACUGGUAGUCUGAUUGGCUCUGGGGGCCCCCGGGUACAGCGCUGUAGCUGAUCAUUGCAUGCACCCGAGGGCCGGCAGAGCCUCACGAGCGCUGACCGCGCAGGAAAGGGGCGGGGCCUGGGUCGUCAGCGGCGAUUAAACGGUAACGCGUGGGUUGUGCGGAUUUUACACAGUGGGAGAGGGACGGGGAGCUUUAUACUGGACUUCUGACUCUACCUGUCAAUUAAAGUGAUUACAACACUGCAAAGCCUCUGUGUGACUCCUGCUACAUGCUCACUGACACUGUGUCCUGCUGAGAAGAGCACCUCCGUUAGUUCUGUGGGUAGAACUGUCAUUUACAUUUUACCAUUUUACUAACAAAGGUCUUGGUCUUCCUCCCUUUCCCCUCUCACUUAAGAGUAUAGCACCGUCAUGUAUUUUUAAACAGCAAUAGCACUCAUAGCAUACUAAGUAAUUGGGUAUAGAACUAUUGGAAACCCAAUAAUGCACUGUACCGAAUAAUGGUGUUUGGUUCAAAUUAUAUAUGCUUUUUGUUUCUGGUCAAAUUUCAGUUUGAGAAUGAUUUUGUAUACAUUGGUUGUAUGACUGGCAGCUAUAGUUAAAUGCAGAGUUAAACCAUUCUAAUCAUUACUAGUGAGAAGAUGCAUACAUUAGUUUUGCCCUUGGGGUGAGUUUAUUAGCAAUAAUGACACGCAGACCAGAAAAUGCUCCCAUUAGGCUGAUCAAGCACCUCCCCUCCUUUCAGGCCCCUCCCCUCAUAGCAGACCUUGCUAUUGGGCCCUCCUCCUGUCAGUCACCUCCUCUGCUCUCCUGUGAGUGGAGCAGCAUUAGAGUUUGUGAAUAUUCCUGUUCUAUUAUCUUACUGGCUGUGUGCGAGUAAGGGGCAAGGCCAUGUACAUCCUUCAGGAUUGUUGAUUCUGUGUAUUUGGGUCACGGCUGUGGCCACAGAUUGUAGAACAGGAAACUCUUUUCUUUUUACUGUGUUUGUAACUCCAAGCGGUUAUAUAGUAGGAAAAGGUGACAUUGUGUAAUGGGAGCACUUAGUGUGAGAAUGAAUAAAGAUGUCAAAAUGCU